AUGAAUCUGGAUUGUACUUCUAAACAGCCUAUAUGGAUGCUUAAUGAGCGACAGUUCAUAAAUAAGAUGCCAUCGACUCGACCAACCAAUAACAUGAGUGUGGUCGAGAAAGGACAACGAAGCAGUUUACCGGCUCGAUUUCUCAAAGCAGCAGAUCCACCGAAACAUGUCGCCGAGCACCCACCACAGUUGUGUGAUCCCAAGUCGGAAUGUCCACAGACCUUUCAAGUUAUCCAAGAUCUUGGUGAUGGAAAGCACCGACAGUUUUAUCUUCAGCUUCCACCGGGGACAUCCAUCGCCGACGUGCAGCUUACUCAAGCGUUAAACACCAUCACUCCAAUGCAGUUCGUCACACUGACGGAUUCCAAUCCGUUCUCGGUGCAAGGGAAUGUGUCCAACUCUUCUGCUACUACAUCUCCAAGUGUAGUCUACGCAGCUUCUACAUCAUGUUCUAAGCCAAAUGUCUCCCAUAAUUCUACUGCAAUGCUCCAAAUAGCGGAGGACGAGGAGAUCUCCAAUGAACCUACUUACAUGGUAGUAUCAGCGCCUGUAGCGAAGGAAGAGGAACCGUUAUACGUGAAUGCUCGACAAUAUAACCGUAUACUAAAAAGAAGAGCAGCGAGGCAAAAAUUAGAAGCGGAAGGAAGAUUGCCAAAGAAAAGACAAAAGUACUUGCAUGAAUCAAGACAUCAACAUGCACUCGCAAGAGUACGUGGAGAAGGUGGAAAAUUUGAUAAAGGAGGGAAUAAAAUUCCAUCAAAUGGAACUAGUGCACCUUCCCCAACGACACCUACUCCUCCAGCUCCUGAAGCUGUCUCUGAUGUAGAAGCAAAUCAGAAGCGAACACGCUUUCUUCCUAUCCGCGAGCUCAAGCCUCCAACAAAUGGAACCGUGCCCAACCCGUAUGCGAAGGUUAACGGUGCGGAUGGAGAGGAAGUUUUUCAAUAGAAACAUAUGUGAUCUUUGACUAUUUGCCAGUGUCCAUCCAUUUUGUAAAAGUGCUCAUCUGCGCUAUCUGUGCUUUUUCAUUUACGUAUAGAUGAAAUUACUUAUCAAGGGUAGAUGUAAAUAUAUGUUCUGAUGUUACGUUGUGAUGAGUUAAUUUUCGAGUAACUAAUAAACUUACUCCGCUU
Messenger RNA from Cylicocyclus nassatus, 1133 nucleotides. Lineage: Eukaryota; Metazoa; Nematoda; Chromadorea; Rhabditida; Strongylidae. The record is from the annotation of a GenBank genome assembly.